UAAAUCCAAAUACUACUGGGGACUAAGAACCAAGAGCACACAUUUUGUAUCUUCUUCUUCUCACAAUGGCUCGCCAUGCUCUUCUCAUCUUCCUUGGUUUGAUGGCCUUACCAUGCAUAUCCUGCUCUGAGGCUGUAGGUUGUGAUGGGGGCGAGUUUCGUUACGAGUUCACGCAGAGAAACCUAACGUUUUGUAAGAAACUGAGACGAAUUGAUUGGGCGUUCGGGUGGUCACUCCAGGAAAAAGAGGGGAUGAUCAGCAUCGGCUUCCAAGCUCGCCUGCAGAAAAGGUCCACAUGGGUAGCAUGGGGGAUAAACUUAAAUGGGCGGAUGGCACCGGUUAUGGAUGGCACAGUGGCCCUGGUGGCAGUUCAACAGCCCAAUGGGACUGUCUUGAAUACCUAUAACCUGACAAGGGCCUCUGCUUUGAGCCGGAGCCAUAAAUGUUUACCGACAUCAGAUAGAAAAGCGAAUUUUGUGAAUUUUACAAAUAAGCAAGCCUUGUUGGUCGACGGAACCAUAAUAAUGAUUUUUGCUACCAUUGUGCACAACUCCUUCGUUAUUGCCAAUACCACCAAUGACACCCACCAUCCAAUUCUUCACCAUCUAUGGCAGGAUGGCUCAGGGGCUGAUGAUCAGUUCUGCCUUAGAGGACACCAACUGGAUCUUCACCACUUCGAUAACCGAGAAUCUUUGAACCUCAGUUCGAGGAAGACAGUGUGGCCUGACUAUCCUGUCGACGGCCUCCGAACAGCCCAUGGAGUGUUGAAUAUAAUAGGUUGGGGAAUUCUGGUGCCUGUUGGGCUUAUCUUCCCUAGGUAUUUCCGGGGAGUGGUGCACACAUUGAAGAAUUGGCAAAUUCCCCACAUAUUGAUAGAGAUCUUCGCUGCGCUCCUGGGGACCACGGGUUGGAUACUAGGUUUGGUGUUGGGAAGCACUUCAACGGGCUACAUUUAUGUUGCACAUAAGGCUCUAGGCACCAUCAUCUUUGUGUUGGCUGCCUUGCAGGUAAGAAUUUUGUUUCUAUCUCAGGUACUUGCCCUAAGGCAACAACGUGAAAAGGACGAUCGGCGAAGUACAAAAUGGGUGAUCUAUCACCAUUUUGUGGGUUACUCGCUGCUGGCUACAAUAAUCCUCAACAUUUACAAGGGCUUCCACAUCCUGGAUCCACCAUUGGGUUAUCAGUGGUCAUAUUAUGGACUACUUAUCUUCAUGGGCGCAAUCGUUGUUCUGCUUGAGAUUUGGACUUGGUGUAAAUUCCUCUCUGGAAGAGCUUUAUACAGAGAACCUUAGGCUUAAUUUCUUAAGUAUGUUUGAAGUUCUGAUUUGUUGUGUUUUUAGCUUCUUGGAACUUGAUGCCACCAAGACCAUGGUUUCAGCAUACCACAAAAUUUGCCAAAUUUUUAAUAUUGAUCACCUUCAAUGCUGCAAGGGAAAUUUUCCUAUAAG
This is a messenger RNA of Amborella trichopoda, 1448 nucleotides long. The record is from RefSeq and is a predicted model, not a curated record. Lineage: Eukaryota; Viridiplantae; Streptophyta; Magnoliopsida; Amborellales; Amborellaceae.